AUGGUGAAGAUCCAUGAGAAGACCACUCCACCCACACCGCUCACUGCUGUGAGGAAUCCGAAAACCCAUGUGACACCUACCAAGACAAACGAGUGGCUGCGACAUCUGCCGAUGGAAAGUCAGCAGAGCCCUCCUUCAUCACCACGAACUUCCGAGGAUAUUGCAUCUAACGCUGGUGAUCGCAUAAGUGGCUCGUCAGAUCCUCGCGGGUCCCAAUUGGAUGGGCAUGGCGAUCCGGUCGAAAAGCAUGCACCUGUGAAGCGAAAAAAGUUCCCGUUAGGAGCCAGUGAAAACGAACGUCGCUCAAAGGAUGUGGUGGUGGUACGGUUCUGA
Molecule: messenger RNA, 333 nt
Organism: Cooperia oncophora
Lineage: Eukaryota; Metazoa; Nematoda; Chromadorea; Rhabditida; Trichostrongylidae
Source: the annotation of a GenBank genome assembly